This is a messenger RNA of Owenia fusiformis, 882 nucleotides long. Lineage: Eukaryota; Metazoa; Annelida; Polychaeta; Sabellida; Oweniidae. The record is from the annotation of a GenBank genome assembly.
UGGACACUUAAUCAGCAUAGAAAUGUUGGUUUCCAACAAUAGUAUUUGCCAUAAAUCAAAAUCAAGGCCUCUGUUAGCUAUAGUGUGAUAAAUGAUAAUAAUGAUUAUCCCACUGAAUGGAGUUCUAGGGAGAUAUAGAAAAACUGUCCAUCAUUCAUCUCUCCAGGCAAUAUCUCAAAUACCGUUUGACAGAUUUAAUUCAAAUUGUGUAAGUUGACAGAUUUGGUUCAAAUUUAACUCAAAUACCAGUGAAUUUUUAAGUUUCAUUUUUUCAGGUUCAAAUAAUUCAAUAAAGAAGUGUAAUUCUCAACCAGUUGCUAGCUUGUGGAAAGUUUUGCCUUAUCAACCAUCCCGACUAUGUUGGUGAAUGGCCAUUGGUGUAAAGUGAUUAGGAAUCACCCAAAUAAUACCACAACAAUUGAGUGGAGAGUCUUGUACAAAUCGCAGUAUCGAGAAUACAAGCAGGGAAGAGGUGUUGAAAUGGAAAAAAUUAACACAAACCUCAUUUUAAAACAUUCUUUUGAGUUGACACCCAACAAUUCUCUGCCAAAAAAGAUAAAAAUUGGGCACAAUUAUACAGUGGAAUUGAUGGACCGGACGGAUGAACCAGGACUUACAGACGAACAAGGACUUACAGAUGAACCAGCACUUAUAGUGAACUCAGUGACAGACAAUGUAGUACCAGAAGUGACAGACCUGACGAACAAGCCAAAACCCACAACAGAGCAACAGACAGACGGAUUGGUACCUGAACAAGGAUCGGAACAAUUGAUGGACCAGAUGGAUGCACAUUAGAGGACCCCUGGCCCAAUGGCCCCAUGGUACGAGGAGCCAUGCCUGAUCCAUGCCAUGUCUAAAUUUCUUCUAUUCCUCAAGUUGGGG